This is a messenger RNA of Schistocerca gregaria, 4875 nucleotides long. RefSeq lists its product as uncharacterized. The record is from RefSeq and is a predicted model, not a curated record. NCBI's taxonomy places the organism in Eukaryota, Metazoa, Arthropoda, Insecta, Orthoptera, Acrididae. The transcript has 3 exons. The coding region runs from base 2722 to 3714 and encodes 330 amino acids.
ACAGUGGCAGUCGGACCCCAGUGCUGGCCGCCCGCUCUCCGCUCUUCCCGGCUGCAGCUGCGCUCGCCGCCGACACACGUGUUUCCAGUUAGCCGGCGCCGCGUCAGCUGGCCGCUGUCUGCGUCACCUGCUCCGCGACCCUCAACGACACCGGGAUGCUGGCUCGUCGCCCAGCGUUCUGACGGAAUGCGUGCACCUGCGUGUCGUAAAAACCUCCAACGUGCUGCCACCAAUAGCGCGCUUACAAUCAGCGCACCGAAAUGCCGUGUGCCCUAGCUACAGAAUGACACGAACGCGUGCAGCUAAUUACGGCGUGAAGAUCGUUGUCGAUAAUGUGCAACACUUCGCGUGAGACUUCGCUUGAUCCUCUUUUCACAUUACAUACCGAACGUUGCGAAGUGUUUUUCGCUUGAUCUGCACGGGUUCUAGUGGAAGCACAGUUUCCAAUCAUCCAGUUUCAAAUCAUUUCAGCCCUUGAAGAGGCAAAUGUGUUGCAAGAUCUCCCACUGUUGGUGAUAACAAGGUUGCCUCACUUGGUAUUAAUUAUCAUGCAGCUGAGUCUUUUGAGAUUACCAAAUUAGUGUGAGUGACUUGAGUGUCAUCAGCAUCUCUGAAUUACCUAAAAAAAAAUCUGUACUUAGUUUGUGACUAGUAUUUUGGCAUUUUAAGUAGUAAAUUUGUGUAGGAACAGUGAUAUUACAAACUGAUGCAACAGCCGCGAAGAGGCCAUUUCUUUUUCUCCAAACUGCAUCUCGGGACGCUUUAAUUUGACUUGAUUAUUCUAGACAGAGUGUGACACGUAACGUUCACUCCAGUACUCUCAAUGUUCGUUAUCGGGACCAACUACUAUUAGAUUUUUCAAAAAAACGAAAGAAUCGUCCUGUUCGGUCUGUGUCACGAAAGACUGCAUCAUACGUCGUGAUAUUUGGCACUAAAGAAUGAAACGCUAAACCAGCUCUGCAAUAUUUUGUAAAAAAAAACGUGUGGCAGAAAACUGAUGGUGCACUGCUUAUACAACAGUUCAGUCCGGAUCGCAAUUUGAUAUUAAUCAGCGACACGUUCCGGCCGACAGGUAUUUACCAUUAUUUCUCUUAAGAAAAGGGGAAUAGGUAAAAGAUGUUUCUCAGGCAUAUCAAAACCAUUAGCAGGUUUCACCGUGAUCAUGUAGUGACAGCAAAUCAACGGAUGGGAAGCCUAGGGAUUUUUGUAGUGAAGCUGUGAUGGGAAAGUGAACACUUCCCGGAGGCGAGGCAACAAGUACAGCACUAUUUUUUCUUAAUAGCUUAACAGAUGUUUCCGCAGUAUGAGACUCUAUUACCAACUGGAGGAUGACGUCUUCUUGUAGCCAGUUAAAGAGAUUUUCUAUUACAGAACGAAACGCUCUGAGACAAGUUGAUCAUGAUUCCGAUAUUGUAAAAGGCUGUUUGCGCUUUUUGGACUGACUGUGGAGGUUCUCAUAUUAGUUUAACAGACUAAGAAAUUCGUAUUUUUUUCAAAAUUUGUGAAUUUUUAUAGUAGGAAUACUUCAGAUGUAACUAGUGCUUGAUAUAUGUGAUUUUGAUGACUACGGAGAAGUGAAAGCUUGUAUGUGUGCACCGUGGCGGUUAUUCCCGAGAGACAAGUGGUUCUCCGUGCUUUCCUGCUCGAUCUCGAGUUUACACUAGUGGCUACGACGUUGCAGAACCAGUCGUUCAAGGUAUACGUGAACGGAGGAGUCGAUCACGGUGAUAACAAAGUAGAUCGUCUGAGUUGUAUGAAGUGACGUCCGACAUUUUUGGACCAACAGUGUAACAGUCUAAGAUUUCGCAAUUUGCCAACAGUAACUAGUGCUUGAUAUAUGUGAUUUUGAUGAAUACAGAGAAGUGAAAGCUUGUAUGUGUGUACCGUGGCGGUUAUUUCCGAGAAACAGAUGGUCCUCCGUACUUUCCUGCUCGAUCUCGAAUUUACACUAGUGGCUACCACGUUGUAGAACCAGUCGUUCAAGGUAUACGUGAACGGAGGAGUCGAUCAUGGUGACAACAAUGUAGAUCUUCUGCGGUGUAUGAAGUGACGUCCGAUAUUUUUGGACCAACACUGUAACAGUCUAAGAUUUCGUAAUUUGCCAAGAGUAACUAGUGCUUGAUGUAUGUGAUUUUGAUGACUACGGAGAAGUGAAAGCUUGUAUGUGUGCACCGUGGCGGUUAUUCCCGAGAAACAGGUGGUUCUCUGUACUUUUCUGCUCGAUCUCGAAUUUACACUAAUGGCUACGACGUUGUAGAGCCAGUGGUUCAAGGUACACGUCAACGAAGGAGUCGAUCACGCUGAUAACAGUGCAGAUCGUCUGCGUUGAAUGAAGUGACGUCCGAUAUUUUUGGACCAACAGUGUAACAGUCUAAGAUUUCGCAAUUUGCCAACAGUUUUGCAUUUUUAUAGUAGGGAUACAUCCAAGUAGUGACAGAUGUGCAUUUGGAGACAGUAAAGAAGUGAAAGCUUGUGCGUGUGCACCGUGAGGAUUAUUCCUGAGAAACUGGUGGUUCCCCGCGUUUUCCUGCUAGAUUUCGAGGUCAGAAGAGACGCUGCAACGCCGGCCGAGGGGGACGAGGAAGCGGCGACUACCGGCGACCCCAGCGCACCGCGAGCCUGCAACAAGUGUCCGCGCAGCGCGGCGCUUCCCGUUAGGCCAGUGUGCCAGUUGGCGCGGCUGACCCCGAUGCGGGCGGACAGGAGGAGGUGACGGUCGCCAUGGCCGACGGCAACUGGACAGCGGCGGCGGCGCCGGCAGAGGAGGGCCCCGUGGCGCCGGCGUGGGCGGUGUGGGCGUUCGCGGGCCCGGUGGGCGGCCUGGGCGCGCUGCUGGCCGCCUGGCUGGCGGGCUCCGCGUGGCGGCACGGUCGGUGCUCGCAGGGCCGCGCGCAGCUGCUGCUGCUGGCGCAGCUCGCCGUCGCAGACGCCGCGGCGCUGCUCGCCGUCGCGCCCGCAGAGCUGCUCGUGCUCGCCGCCAGGGGCGCCUGGCCGCUCUCUGAGGCGUGGUGCGCGGCGUUCGUGGGCGGCGAGGCGCUGCUCGGCGCGGCGGCGGCCUACCUGGUGACGUGCGUGUGCGCGCACGCGCUGCUCGGCCCCGCCGCGGACAACAGCGUUGGCGCGCUGCCCGCCGCCGCCGCCUGGCUGCUGGCCGCGUCGCUGGCGGCGCCGCUAGCCUGGCAGGCCAGGGCCGUCGCCCCCAGGCCCGGCCUGCUCGCCUGCUCCCUGCAGCCGCCCCAGGAGCUGGCGCAGUUGUUAGUGGGCGUGGUGCGCGUGGCGCUGCCGGCACUGCUGCUGCUCGCGUGCAGCCUGGCGGCUGGCGUGCGUCUGUUCUCGCUGCGACGCGGACGCCAGCGCCAGGGGGCUGGCGAGGACGAUGCGGAAGGCGAGAGCGCUGCGACUGCGGCGCGCCUGCGGCUGGCGCUCGUACUAGCGAUGGCGCAGCUGGCGCUCGGGCUGGCGCGGCCUGCGCUGGCGGCGGCGCGCGCGCUGCUGGCGACACCCGCGGCACUGGCGCCAGCCGCCGCCUUCAGCGCACCACCGCUGGCUGCGGGCCCGCAGCCACUGGCCACGUUGGCACUCGCCAUGCUACACCACACUUUACCUGCGCUGCGGCCUCUGCUCUGCUGCGCCGCCUCGCAGCACGUGCGCGAUGCCCUCACCUGCGGAUGCCGCGCCAAGGCCAGGAGGGUCUGCCGGCCGUUACAGUCCUGAUGGCCUCUGCAUAACUGCCAUGACGCAUGAUUGCGUCCAUCCACUGGAUGCCGGAGAAAGUUGUAGGACUCGAUUUUCUCUACUACCCCGUUCGACACCACCCUCCUCUCCCCCCACAUAAAAAAAGCUGGGCAAGGCAUUGAACUGGAUGCGAAUUUCGUGCAGUUCAUUUUAUUUUAUCCAUUACAAAUGGUCGAUGUAAGCACCAAAGGUAAAAACUAGUUUUGUUUGUUAGAAAAUCUGCUUCUAGUCUCAAUUUUCUUUUAUUGAUUUUCUGGGUUAUGCAUUUCAGACAAUAGUUUCGACUAUCAAGUGGAUUUUUUGCGUAUUAUUCUAUUUUUAUGCACGAUGUUUGUGAUGUGUGAGCUACUGUAUCAUUCUGGUACUUUUACUGUAAUGCAUGCAAGGUUUGCAAUUACUGAUGCAGUAUUUGUACAUGUAAUGUCGUAUUUGGAUACAAAAUUUACUUAUGAAUUUCUUGUUGUCCUCUACGUAGAAAAAUGUCCUUAAUAGUGGGAAUUGUUUUCUGAAACACAUUGUCCAGAAAACCAAUAAAGGAAAGUUGUAACUGACAUUAGCAACCAACAAAACCAUCAUACAGUUAACCCCAAAAGUCCAAAGCAGACUACAUGCUUAAAUCAGGACAACAAUAUCCAGUUGACACAAGAUAAAACGAAUUUCAUGAGAUCAUAUUUGUAGAUUUCAUAAUAGUUGACAGAUUUUAUGAGAGAAAUCCAGACUGCAACUGCUAAUGAGUUAAUUACCGAUUCCUUUCACAGUGACAAAAAUGCUAUGCUACUGUAAUGAAUCUUAGUCAGUUGUAAACUCUCAUGGGCCUGCUUCUCACUGCCCACUCCCCAUUCCUGAAUCCUUCUUCACCCCUUCAUCAUCUAGAUACGCUUCUGGAGACUUUCUCUUCGAUUAUUUCACUGAUGUAACAGAGUUGCUCAAUGAAAAACUUAACCAGUGUCUCCUAUGUAUAGUACAGUGUUUCCAGAAAGACUGGAACUAUGUUUUCUGACCUACUACUUACGCUGUUUGUGGUAUCUUGACUGAAGUGUUAUCCUAUUGUGUGAUUGCCUAUCUUGUAAAAAAGAGAAGCAAGUUACUUUAUAUCUGUAUAUGUUUUACAUAUUGAUAAGAAAUGUGAUAAAUUACCAA